AAAACAACGAAGAUGAGAAGACUCAUGAUUUAGAGCAAAAUAAAAUAAAAUAGGAAUUCAACAUGCCUUUACUCUUUUGCUCUCCAACUGAAUGAAGUGGGUCUCUUUAGUUCAUCACUUGCGCACACAGGUGUGAAUAAGAGAGAGAAGGUGAGUUUGUUUUUGACCUCUCCUUUGAGCUCUUCCUCCUCCACCCUCUUUCUCUCUCUCUCUUUCUCUUUCUUUAAUUUCUAUUAUUAUUAUUAUUUUUUUUUUUUUUUUCUUCAUAUUAUAUUUGGACAUGGAUGAGGAGGAGGAGGAGGAGGAGGAGGAGGAGGGGGAGGGGGAAGGGGAGGAGGAAAUGGAAGAAGGGAGCUUCUUGGAGAUGCUGGGGUCGGGGGAGGACGAAGGGGGGCAUCUCUUAUGCUUACCCGGUGCGCUCUCCUCACCACCACCACCACCACCACCACCACCACCCUCUUCUUCUUACUCCUCCCGCAUGCUGUACUUUGGGGGACAUGUCGAUCCAGGGGAAGCUUUAAUUCCUUUCCACGCGCUACUUCAGCAAAAGUCCACCGACUCCUCCUCCAUCUCUUCUCUCUCCUCUUCUCCUCCCCCUACUUCCACCACCACCGCCACCACCACCACCUCCUCCUCUAAGCCUUCAAAGAAAAAAGUGGAUGGUAGUGGAGGAAGGAGAACAUCAGCUACAUACAAUACACCCAAUAGUGUUAUUACAAGUAAGAAGCCCAAGACAGAGGCAUCUGGGGGCCAUGGAACAUUAAUAAAGAGGGGAGAGCAGGUGAGGAAGGAGAAGUUGGGAGAGAGAAUUAUGGCAUUGCAACAACUAGUCUCUCCUUUUGGAAAGUCGGAUACGGCCUCUGUUCUGCACGAAGCUCUGGGCUACAUCCGAUUCCUGCACGACCAGGUUCAGGUCUUGAGCUCUCCGUAUCUGCAACGCCUGCCAUCCUCUGCCUAUCAGCACGAGGGGAUUGGAGCUGGUGAUCAACCAAGAGCAGGUGAUUUAAGGAGCCGAGGUCUCUGCCUGGUCCCAAUAUCAUGCACCGAACACGUGGCAAACACCAACGGCGCUGAUCUAUGGUCCCCGGCCAUGGGAAAGACCAAAUCCUCAAAGCACUAGCCCUUUUCUCUCUUUCUUCUUGGGUUUUGGCUCCAAUGUUUCUUCUCUCAUCAUUUUUCCAUAAAAAAGGAAAAAGGAUAAAAAAAAAACAGAGAGGAAGAACCAUUUUGGGUUUUAACACCAGUUUUUUGGGGUUUCUCUUGGGCUCCCUUUUUGGGUAAAGGAGCAGUUACACAGAAGAAGAACAAUGAAAAGAUAUAUAUAUAUAUAUAUAUAUAUAUAUAUAUAUAUAUAUGUAUAGGGUGAGAAGGGGAAUAGGGUAAAGCUUCUUAACUUGGAAAGUAGUGUAGUAGCAUUCAACACUGUUAAACUACUAUUAAUGCUUUGGUAAGGUUAAAGCUUGGGGUUUUUUUUGGGGGGGGGGGGAGGAGAAGAGGAGAAACUUUUGUAUGUAAAAGCGUGUCAGUGUGCAUGUCUUCUUCUGCUUCUUCUUACAUUCUUGGAAUUAUGUGGAUUGUGAUUAAUUAACUAAAGCCUAAGUAGGUCGACAUUAGCUUUAAAUCAUGUCACUAAUUAAAGGGCGGUUUAAGAUUAUCAUGUUU
This is a messenger RNA of Ananas comosus (pineapple), 1662 nucleotides long. RefSeq names its product transcription factor bHLH113. Gene Ontology annotation, biological process: regulation of transcription by RNA polymerase II. Gene Ontology annotation, cellular component: nucleus. Gene Ontology annotation, molecular function: protein dimerization activity; RNA polymerase II cis-regulatory region sequence-specific DNA binding; DNA-binding transcription factor activity, RNA polymerase II-specific. The transcript has 6 exons. Bases 281 to 1120 code for a protein of 279 amino acids. NCBI's taxonomy places the organism in Eukaryota, Viridiplantae, Streptophyta, Magnoliopsida, Poales, Bromeliaceae. The record is from RefSeq and is a predicted model, not a curated record.